AUGUCGCAGACCGCAACGAUUGCUCCUACUACUACGGCGCCUGUCGCUCCUGCGUGGCCGGGCGUCGACCUCAAAGUGAACGACGGACCGCUGCCCGCGUCGGAAGUGUUGCCCCUGCAACCGUCGUACCCCAGCGAGCCUCUGUCGGUGCUGCGCGAGCGCUACGAGCGCGACGGCGUGCUGUUCCUGAAGGGGCUGCUGCCGCGGGACGACGUGCUGCGCUGCCGCGAGGCCUACUUCAACUACCUCUCGCCGACGGGAGUGCUGGCACCGGGCAGCGCGGCCGUCGACGGCAUCUUCGACGCGACCAAGGACCGCAACAUGUACCCAGGCGUCGGCGCCGCAACCAACCCGGGCAAGAAGACGGACGACACUGCCGCGACCUUCGUCGACCUGGCCAUCAAGGCGCACACGGAGCCGUGGUACGCGGAGGACCUGUGCAAGCACCCCGUGCUGCUGGACUUCAUCAAGAAAUUCAGCGGAUGGGGCGAGGAUACGCUCGCGCUGCGGAGGACGCUGCUGCGGAACAAUACCCCUGGCAACAAGGCCAUCGGCGUGCACUACGACCAGAUCUUCCUGCGGUACGGCGAGCCGACGGCCAUCACGGGUUGGGUGCCUAUCGGUGACGUGAGCCUGGAGGGUGGAGGUCUGAUUUACAUGGAAGAUGGAGACAAAAUCGGCCAGCAGAUCGAGAACGAGUUCACCGAACGGGCGAAGAAGGCAGGUUUGACCGAUGACGAAGCGAAGAACGGGUUCAACCGGAAUAUGAUGACGACGGGUUGGCUGGGCGAUGGACCACUUGAGUUCGGACGCGAGUAUGGGAAGCGGUGGUACGUCUCGGCCUACGAGGCUGGAGACGUGACUCUGCACAAGCCGCACAUGAUUCAUGCGUCGACCAUCAACGAAGAUCCGCUGAACAGAAUUCGACUGGCAACCGAUCUUCGGUGGGUGAACUCGGCUCGGGAACACGACAAGAGGUGGAUGGAGCACUACCGGCCUGAUGAUGGACUCUGA
Lasiodiplodia theobromae is the source of this 1014-nucleotide messenger RNA. RefSeq names its product Phytanoyl- dioxygenase. The transcript has 4 exons. The record is from RefSeq and is a predicted model, not a curated record. Bases 1 to 1014 code for a protein of 337 amino acids. NCBI's taxonomy places the organism in Eukaryota, Fungi, Ascomycota, Dothideomycetes, Botryosphaeriales, Botryosphaeriaceae.